CGGUUGUUGGUCACCCUGCACAAGCGGUAAAGGAGCUGGCGCCAGGUCCUGAGUUUUGCAACACCUUGAACCAGAAGCCAGAAGGGAGAACACCAUCGUCGAGAUCCAGCGAUCGUGUGUUUGGGCGCCCAAACAUCUGGCACCCAUGACCACGCCGUUGCUCAAUUUGAUUGUCAUUCAUCAAGCAUCUCCCCUUCGCGAGCAGAAAUAAGGCUUCAGGAAACAGCAUCAUGGCUUCUAUACACCAGAAGAUGUUGGUUAUUACCAGCAUUUGCCUUUGCCUUCUGGUAGUCUUUGUAAACGGAGGCACGAACUCAACUUUACCUGCAACUUCAAACACAACGUCAACGAACACAACGUCAACAAACACAACGUCAACGAACUCAACGUCAACGAACACAACGUCAACAAAUGCAACGUCAACGAACACAACAUCAACGAACACAACGUCAACGAACACAACGUCGACGAACACAACGUCGACGAACACAACGUCCCCAAAGCCCACUUCCUCAAACACAACAUCCACAAAUACGACUACAAAUAGUACAGGAACUGGAACAUCAAACACCACUUCUACUGCAGCUGCAAAUACAACAUCCUCAAACACAACCACGUCAAAUACCACCUCGUCAAACACAACCUCGUCAAACACAACAUCCUCAAACGUAACUGCAUCAAACACAACUUCAACAAACAGAACUGGAACAUCAAACACCACUUCUACUGCAGCUGCAAAUACAACAUCCUCAAACACAACCACGUCAAAUACCACCUCGUCAAACACAACAUCCGCAAACGUAACUGCAUCAAACACAACUUCAACAAACAAAAACGCAACUUCAAACACCACUUCAACUGCAGCAUCAAACACAACAGCGUCAAACACCACUGCAUCAAACAAAACAGCGUCAAACACAACUGCAUCAAACACAACGGCGUCCAACACAACGGCGUCAAACACAACUUCAACAAAUAGUACAGGCUCCUCUACCAACACUUCAGCGGUUUCAAGUAACAGUACUUCUACUUCCUCCACCACUGGGUCAGGCACUUCAACUGGGACAAAUUCCAGUAGCACUAGUACUGGAACAUCCAACUCAACCGGUGCUACUGGCAGCAGUACAGGAAAUACCACAGGAACCGGUAAUGGAACAGCUGUCAGUCCCACUCCUACUCCAAUCGCUACACCGACAAAAACAGCUACAGUUAAAGUGAAAGUGGAUCAAACUAGCCUUCAAGGUACUGCCCUUGUUAUUGGAGUCAUAAAAGGGAACUUAUCUGCAACCAGUGCAUACUUGGAUACAACAAAGGCUGAAAAUAGAAACUUUGUAAAUGCUGCUCCCAAGAUAAAUGAGAAGCUAAAAACUUCGACAGUCGGUGGUCAAAUAAUUGGCAAUUUGACUUUCGAAAACAUUGUUCAAAUAGAUACUUACACUGUCCGUGCAGAGUAUAUGACUGAAGUAUCAACAGGAAUUACGAGUGACCCCAUUUUUGGUAUUAUGAAUGGAUUAGACCAGAAAACAAUUUUUGGUACAACCGACUUGAAAUACAAAGUUGACUUUGUGCCUUUAACAGUGAAGAACAGAUGGCAUGAUGGGAAAGUAAGGCUUCCUUUAGAAUUUUAUAAACCCUCUUUGAGAGAACCAGAUUCAGAGGACUUUAAAAACUUCAAGAAUGUGUUUGAAACUCUGUUACGAGAACAGUUGCUACGCUCAGUACCUGUUGUAAGACAGGUAGUAAUAAAAGAUGUACUUCAAGGUAGUAUUAUUGUUCCAUUUGCUGUAGAAACUAAUGAGAACUCGACUAAUACAACCACACAAAGUCUUAAAACUGCUCUUGACACCGUUACAAGCAUUGGAGAUUAUACUGUCGAUCCAAAUGAAGAUAGUAAAUCUAUGACAGGUUCAGUGUACAUAAGUGGUCUGCAGAGACUUGAUCCUAUGGCUAAAGAAAAGCUACCAGCUUUAGCCAUACCAACAAGGGAUGGAGAAGACAUCAAAAGAGGUGUGGUCAGUCUGGAAGAGAAAAACAAAGUCCCUGUACGGAAAAGCAACUACUUUCUAACAGUCACUAUUCCAUCAUUUGCUGCUCUACUCUUUGGGAUCGUCAUCUUCCUUUGUUGUACCGCAACAGCUACUCGCAUGAUGAACAACAACAACACCAAAAAUGUUCCAUAAAGGUACCAGAACAAACGGUGGAGAAAUGACCAAGGGAUUCAUGAAAGAGUAAAAUAGUGAAGAGAAAGAGCAAAGAAAGAUAAAAAAUAUUUUAUAAGUUUUAUACAUAUAUAUACAGCAGUAUAUAUCUAAAACAGUGAGGAUUAUUAAAAUAUUUUGACUUUGGACUGUAUUUCAGGUAGAUGAGUAUAGUAUACAAAUAUCUAACAAAGCCUUCAACAUGGUAGAGAUGUAACAUAACUGUUAACUUUUUCUUUUCGUUGUGGAAUUUGUUUUGUAGGAAUGUACAUAAUUAAUCAUAGUGAAUUGAAUUGUGUGGAAUGCCAGUGCCAAAAAUGAUUUAAAACUUGAUUAUUAUGUACAUGAGAGAGUUUUCAUUUAGAAUGAUAAUUUAUCCACAUCAGUAUUGGUUAAGACAUUUAAUUAAUCAGUUAUUCUAUGAAAUAUAAAACUAAAAACCUCAUAGAAUAGUACUGCAGGUGUUAUCAAGAUUAAUGGUUUAUUAAAGUGUGCUGUAAUGCUUUUACUUUUGCCUAGCAGAAAAUGCUGAAAUGUGUGAACCUAAAGAAUCUGUCAUAAUGCAUGGAGCAGGGAUCUUAUUGUGUGGAAUGCCAGGAGUAUGUAAUACUGUUUUUAAUCUCAACUUCAUGAAUUAUGUCAAAUUCUAACUUCUGAUUGGUAACACACUUGAUAAUUUGUUAAUUUUAAGUUUUGAAUACCAAGGAUGGCUAGAAAUUACUUUUCCAUCUCUGCUUUAUGGUUAACAUCACAAUCAUAAAAAUUUGUUUGUAGAUUGGCAUUAAACAUCAAGAGAAAC
Molecule: messenger RNA, 2997 nt
Organism: Macrobrachium nipponense
Lineage: Eukaryota; Metazoa; Arthropoda; Malacostraca; Decapoda; Palaemonidae
Exons: 18
Coding region: 231-2180 (649 amino acids)
Source: RefSeq, a predicted model, not a curated record